CCUCCCCCCCCCACACACACACACACACACACACACACACACAACCCCGCCAUGGCUUUUUCCCAGCUGGGAUACCAGUACAUUCGCCCGAUCUACCCGUCGGAUCGCCAGGGGAACGGCGCCUCCCGCAACGGGGCAGACCUCAGCCCGUCGGGGACUCUCUCCAACGUGCUCUCCUCCAUGUACGGAGCGCCGUACGCCGCAGCCGCGGCUGCCCAGGGAUACGGAGCCUUUUUGCCCUACACCGCCGAGCUACCCAUCUUCCCGCAGCUGGGGGCCCAGUAUGAGCUGAAGGACAGCCCCGGAGUCCAGCACCCGGCCUUUCCUCACCACCACCCGGCUUUCUAUCCCUAUGGGCAGUACCAGUUCGGGGACCCGUCCAGGCCCAAGAACGCCACCCGGGAGAGUACCAGCACCCUCAAGGCCUGGCUGAACGAGCACCGGAAGAACCCGUACCCCACCAAGGGCGAGAAGAUCAUGCUGGCCAUCAUCACCAAGAUGACCCUCACGCAGGUCUCCACCUGGUUCGCCAACGCCCGGCGGCGCCUCAAGAAGGAGAACAAGAUGACCUGGGCGCCCCGCAGCCGCACCGACGAGGAGGGCAACUCCUACGGCAGCGAGCACGACGAGGAGGACGGCGAGGGCGACAAGCGCGACCCCGACGACGAAGAGAUCGACCUGGAGAACAUCGACACGGAGAACAUGGAGAGCGGCGGCCCGCCCGGCGGGGUCCCCACAGCGGGGCAGCUUCUCCUGGAGGGGGAAGAGGACGAGGAGGACGAUGACGACGAGGAGGAGGAGGAGGAGGACGAGUUGCCGCCUGAGGUCGCGGCGCUGCUGCCCUCGGACGCCAAGACCACCGACUCGGAGGCUUCCGACGGCUUCGAGGACUUGCCCGGCGCGCAGGAGCGCUUUCUGAGGGCCCUCGAGGCCAGGCAGCGCGCCCCGGCCGGCCUGCAGCUGCAACCGCCGCCGCCACCCCGUCCCUCGCCCCCAGCGUCCCCCCCGACGGCGCCCAGCCCGCCUUUACAGCCGCCGCCGCCGGCACAGCCCCAGCCGUCGAAGCCCAAGAUCUGGUCCUUAGCAGAGACAGCCACCAGCCCGGAUCACCCUUCGCGGAAAUCGCCCCCCAGCGGCUGCUCGCCCCCCGCCGCAGCGGCGGCCCCGCAGAGCCUGCAGCUGGUGGGAGCCCCCCACCCUCCUCCGACGGCGGCGGCGGCCCCCCCUGCGGCCCCGGGCCCCGCACACAGACUCGUCUCGUCGUGCCCGCUGGGCAAGUUCGCCAGCUGGUCCAGCAGGGCCUUCUCCGCACAUCCCCACCACCACCACCACCACCCGCACCCGCUCACCUUACUGAGCACCCCUCACCUCCUGGGACUCGGGGGGGCCAACCCCAGCACGGCCCCCAACGCCGCCGCUGCCAUCGCGGCUUUCUCCAGACCCGUGGACCAAGCGCAGAGCGCGGAAUCCUCCGGAACAGAUCGAUCUAGUGCCUUGGAAGUAGAGAAAAAGUUAAUAAAGACAGCUUUCCAACCAGUUCAGAGGCGGCCUCAGAACCAACUUGAUGCAGCUAUGGUUCUAUCUGCAUUGUCAUCAUCAUAGUUAAUUUUUUUUUAAAAAAAAUGUUCUAAUGAUUGUAAAAUAAAAUUCUCUGUAUAGUUACAACUUGUACGCAUGUCCAUGUAUUAAAUGAGGUGGGGGGGGUACAAAAACCAAGAAAAAAAACUGCUUCUAUGCUAUCAUCUGGAUUAGCUGAAGUUGUGAGGUUUUUUUUGGAAGUCCAGUGAGAAAUAGGUGUCUCCGUUUUUUUUGUUUGUAUAUAUAGUAAAAAAAAAUGUACAUAAGUGUGAACCAAAUUGUACAAGAAAGUAUAUAUUUUUGGCUAAUAAACUGUUGCAACUUUGACUACAA
Messenger RNA from Hemicordylus capensis (graceful crag lizard), 1911 nucleotides. RefSeq names its product iroquois homeobox 3 (gene IRX3). Lineage: Eukaryota; Metazoa; Chordata; Lepidosauria; Squamata; Cordylidae. The record is from RefSeq and is a predicted model, not a curated record. Gene Ontology annotation, cellular component: nucleus. Gene Ontology annotation, molecular function: RNA polymerase II cis-regulatory region sequence-specific DNA binding; DNA-binding transcription factor activity, RNA polymerase II-specific. Gene Ontology annotation, biological process: neuron differentiation; cell development; regulation of transcription by RNA polymerase II. The coding region runs from base 52 to 1602 and encodes 516 amino acids. The transcript is spliced from 4 exons.